Molecule: messenger RNA, 789 nt
Organism: Penicillium robsamsonii
Lineage: Eukaryota; Fungi; Ascomycota; Eurotiomycetes; Eurotiales; Aspergillaceae
Exons: 2
Coding region: 1-789 (262 amino acids)
Source: RefSeq, a predicted model, not a curated record
AUGGCCAAAACCACACAGGAGUUUGAGCAGCCUAGCAUCCCAGGAAACAUCCUUCAUCAAGUUAGAGACGCCCCGGUCAAAAAGCCAGAUGAUCAUAAACAAGCGAAAGAGUCGUUGAUCAAGGUCGAGAAGCAUGACCCUGAUUUGAUACCUGGUCUUCAAGACAAGAAGGCAGCUAUUAGUGACGAUCAGAAACCAUCCUCCGAGGAUAUUGAUAUACACUUGAAACCCAAAAUUGAUCCAACUAAACCAUCGAUCACGGUUGAGAAUGGUGGCUCUGAUUUGAUACAUGGUCUUCAAGAUCAAAAGGCAGCCACUGAACUCAACCAGAAACCAUCCUCCAAAGAUAUUGAGAUGCCGUUGGCCCCUGGUAUUGACCUAGUAGAGCCGCCAACCAAGGUUGAAAAGGCUGGUCCUGAUUUGGCAGUUAGCAUUAGUGAACGGAAGGUCAUUACUAGUAUUAAACAAGACCCAUCUUGCGAGGACACUAAGAUGCCCCUGGCGUACCAGAAUCUAUCCGGGGAAUUUGCACAGUUGGACCGGGAGAAGGCAGAUAGAGUCAAGUUGAGCCAACGAGAAUAUCGACAGAAAAACGCAGAGACACGACGAGAAUACUACCGAAACAACGCAGACAGUAUAAGGGUGAGCCAACGAGGAUAUCGAAAGAAGAACGCAGACCGAAUGAAGGCAAGAGAUCGAAAAUACCGGCAGAAGAACGCAGAGAAGAUCAAGUCGAGAAGACAAGAACGGAAGCGUGAGAUAAAAGAAAGUCUGCCAGUACCAAAAUAA